UUGACAGUAGCUCUGAGUUAUUGUACCUUAAGACAUCUAUUUCUAAUACACUGCUAUCCUUUGUCUGAACAGUGGUGAAUGGACUGUUGCUGCUCACUGCUCAAGCUCAGAGCAGUUACUAUAUUCAGAAAGCUGAUGCAGUUUUUUUCUCGUAUUGAUCCAAACAGACUGCAGUUCUUUGAAUAUGAAUCCAUCUCAUUUUAUUGUGAGGGGUUUCAUGGUCCAACGGAAUGGAGAGUGAUGAAAAAGAUUCCCUUGAAUACUACUCGAUGGGCUACAUCGAAAGGGUUCUUGAACAUUAAAGUAGCCUUUGAAUCACACAGUGGAGAAUACUGGUGUGAAAAUGGAGAGGGAGAGAGAAGCAACAGCGUUAACAUCACGGUUACUGCUGGUGAUGUGAUCCUGGAGAGUCCUGCUGUCCCUGUGAUGGAACAACAGACUAUCACUCUGCGCUGUAGAAAAAAGGUGACAUCCGACAGCCUUGCAGCCGAUUUCUACAAAGAUGGACACUUCAGUGAGACUGGAUACACAAGCCAGAUAACCAUUCACAAUGUUUCCAAGUCCAAUGAAGGACUUUACAAGUGCAAAAUCAGUGGAUUUCGAAGAGCAUCACCAGAGAGUAGGCUGGCUGUCACAGCACAUGUUACUCCCACACCUGUAGAGACAACACCUCAAGGUGGACAAGAGUCUUCUCCACAUCCUCCAUACCCUGGCUCCAUUCAGCUCUCAAUCCUUUUACCGGUUAUCUCCUCUUUUUUGUGUGUGGCAGUGUUGCUGUCGGUGGUGGGACUACUUUGCUGUCGGAAACAUAGAGUCUUUCAUUAG
Molecule: messenger RNA, 825 nt
Organism: Perca flavescens (yellow perch)
Lineage: Eukaryota; Metazoa; Chordata; Actinopteri; Perciformes; Percidae
Product: low affinity immunoglobulin gamma Fc region receptor II-b-like
Exons: 5
Coding region: 79-825 (248 amino acids)
Biological process (GO): immune response; cell surface receptor signaling pathway
Cellular component (GO): external side of plasma membrane
Molecular function (GO): transmembrane signaling receptor activity
Source: RefSeq, a predicted model, not a curated record